Messenger RNA from Camellia sinensis, 2471 nucleotides. Its product is annotated as rhamnogalacturonan I rhamnosyltransferase 1. Lineage: Eukaryota; Viridiplantae; Streptophyta; Magnoliopsida; Ericales; Theaceae. Gene Ontology annotation, cellular component: cytoplasm. The record is from RefSeq and is a predicted model, not a curated record.
UCUCUAUCUAUAUAUUAACCCAUUAAAGCACGACUUUUCACUCGUCUGCUUUUUCCGGCGACUUCGCACCUUUUUUCCGGCGACAUUCGCCGGAAUCUGGUCUGAAAACCAAAGGGUUUGAGCAGCUUUUGAGUACUGUUAAUGGGUGAAACAAUGUCGAAGUUUUUUCUAGCAAAAGUAUAGAGAGAGACAGAGAGAGGCAGAGAGAGAAAUCUGUUUGGAGUGAGAGAAAAUCAUUUACUUUGGUUUAUUGUGCGCGAGAGAACUGGGAUUUCUUUCUUUUGUUGUCUCAAAAGAUUUACUAAGCAUUGUGGUGGGUGUAAUUGAAAUUCAUGCGUUUUGAUUUUUUGUGGGUUGUGUUUGAUUAUUUUAGUCCUUUUGUGGAUAUAUAUUAAUUACUGUUUUCAAUGCCAUUUGUGUAUGGUAAUUAGUUUUAGAGAUUCUUCUUAUUUUGCGUAAAAGAUAAAAAGCAUUUAAUUUUUUGGAUCAGCAUUAAACUCACAGAGUAGUUACUAGUAUAUCAAAUACUAACAUAUUUGUGAGUCUAUUUAGUUUAGUUUAUCAUUGUCUUCUGUGUCAAAUUCACCAUUGAAUUCAAGGGUUUUGAUUUCUUGGAAUUUGAGACUAAAUUGAUUGGUGUGACAAUGCGUAGAUUAGAGCAUUGUGAUGGUAGGGAAGAGAGGGAGGGAAAGCUCAAGAUGGGCAUGAAGUUUUUGGGUGAAUUCAAGGUAGCCAAGUCGAAAUUGAUGGUUUCUCGGGCUACAAUGAAGCUUUUGAUUAUUUGGGGAAUGAAGAUGCUAUUGUUGUGGACUAUUGCUCUUUAUUUAGUGAGAUGGGAUGAUAUUUCGGGGCCGACUUUGUUGAAGGGUUUUCCUUCAUGUUUUAGUCCUUCAGAAAUGUCUUCCGACGACAAAUUGGAUUUUGUGCCACCCCCAGUCCAUCUUCCACCAAAAAGAAUUUAUAAGAAUAACGGCUAUCUUAUGGUUUCUUGCAAUGGGGGACUUAACCAAAUGCGAGCAGCUAUAUGUGACAUGGUUGCUAUAGCCAGAUAUCUAAAUGUUACCCUUAUUGUCCCAGAGCUUGAUAAAACCUCCUUUUGGAACGAUCCGAGUGAGUUCCAGGACAUAUUUGACGUUGACCAUUUUAUUAAAUCCUUGAGGGAUGAGGUUAGGAUAUUGAAAGAGCUACCACCAAGGCUCAAGAUGAGAGUUAAGCUAGGAAUGUACUACUCAUUGCCACCUGUUAGUUGGUCUGACAUUUCCUACUAUCAUCAUCAAAUUCUUCGUCUAGUGAAAAAGUAUAAGGUUGUGCAUUUGAAUAAAACCGAUGCUCGACUCGCUAAUAAUGGGCUCCCAUUAGAGAUUCAGAAGUUGCGGUGUAGAGUAAAUUACAGCGCUCUGAGAUUCACUUCCCAGAUAGAGGAAUUGGGUAGAAGGAUUGUCAGGAUUCUAAGAGAGAAUGGCUCUUUUCUUGUACUCCAUCUCAGAUAUGAAAUGGAUAUGUUGGCUUUCUCUGGCUGCACUCAUGGUUGCAGAGAUGAUGAGGUUGACGAAUUGACAAACAUGAGAUACGCUUACCCAUGGUGGAAGGAAAAAAUUAUUGAUUCUAACCUCAGACGGAAAGAAGGUUUGUGUCCUUUGACACCUGAGGAAACCUCUUUGACAUUAAGAGCACUGGGUAUUGAUUCUAAUGUUCGAAUUUACAUUGCUGCUGGAGAAAUUUAUGGUGGAGAAAGGAGAUUGGCAAGUUUGAGAGCUUCAUUUUCAAAUGUGGUGAAAAAGGAGACCUUACUGGGACCCUCAGAGUUGCAGUUUUUCAAGAACCACUCAUCCCAGAUGGCAGCACUUGAUUAUCUUGUAUCAUUGGAGAGUGAUAUAUUUGUUCCAACAUAUGAUGGGAAUAUGGCUAAAGUUGUAGAAGGCCAUCGCAGAUAUUUAGAGUUCAAGAAGACUAUUCAAUUAGACAGGAAGCUUCUUGUUGAUUUGAUAGAUCAACACCAUAAUGGAUUAUUGAGCUGGGAUGAAUUUUCCUACAUUGUGAAGGAAGCUCACAAAGAUCGUAUGGGAAGGCCAAAGAAACGAGUUGUGAUUUCAGAGAGGCCUAAAGAAGAAGAUUAUUUUUAUGCGAAUCCACACGAGUGUUUGCAACAGUUCGAAUGACUAGGUGAGAAGUAGUACUACAUGAUCAUACACUGCUCAAGUGUGUAUAUCUUAACAGUCAAUGGUCUAGUAGUCAUUUACACAAGGUUUAGAAUUGGACAACGACUGUGUCAUGUUUAUUGAACUGGAUUGUGGGAACACUUUAAAGUGUUUUUUUUUUGUUUAUUGCUUACUUUUAGAAGCGUUUUCACAAUAUUUACUGAAUAAUGAGAUUAUGUAUAGAGAAAAAGACUGGCAAAUGUUGGAUCAAUUACAAAGUAAACAGAGUAAUGGAAAUAGAAUUUUUUUUUUCCCUGGAUGAGGGGUUUUUCA